UUGCGUUUCUUCCCUCCGCCUUGUUCUGCGCUGCGGAGCUGCAGUGGUGUCAGCCUGCCUGGGUCAUUUGAAGGUCAGCAGCUUCGGAAGGGUUCAUACAAAGUUCACUCGCAUAUAUUAGGCAAUUCAAUCUUUCAUUCUCUCUGGCAAAACUAGUUAGAAAUGAGCUGCAUCGGGGGACGGAUAACCCAUUCGUCAUCGGAGAGGAGAGCUUGUGCUUUUACACGCCGUGCGUGAUAUUUUUGAUUACGGAAAAGAAAGAUCCGACAGUUCAGGCGGGCACUGCUUUCCCCGCUGUCGGUAGUUAGGACGGGGCGACUCAGAGAAAACCGGUCGGACUAUUAUUAUCAUUGUUAUGGACUAGUCCCGUUCACACGUCCGUUGCAGCGAGUUGAUAGGUCACGGUGCGAGAAAAUGGCAAAUGAGCAUUCAGAAGACGCCGUGGAGUAUUUUGGUCCGAAAUAAUUCAUGAUUCCGGUGCGGGACGAAGGAGAAGAAGGGGAGCGAAAUCUGCCGUGCCAAGAGGAAGAAGAGGGCAAAGAAGAGGAGGGAGGAGGAGGAAGGGGAAAACAGCGGAGUUUGAUGGAGUUGUGUGCGCUUAUGCCGGUGAUUUUUAUCCAUAACGCAAAAGACUAGUCGAACGACGCGCUGUCAUCAUGUUUGACUGCAUGGACGUGCUGGCUGUGAGUCCCGGGCAGAUGCUGGAUUUCUACACGUCUAGCCCAUCUUCCUGCAUGCUGCAGGAGAAGGCUCUGAAAGCCUGCAUCAGCGGACUGGCGCACAGAGAGUGGCAGCACCACCGGAGCGCACACUCCAUUGAAACACAGAGCACCAGUUCAGAGGAGCUCGUCCCCAGCCCGCCAUCUCCACCGCCCCCUCCCAGAGUCUACAAGCCCUGCUUCGUCUGCCAGGACAAGUCCUCUGGAUAUCACUAUGGUGUCAGUGCUUGUGAGGGCUGCAAGGGUUUUUUCCGCCGAAGCAUCCAGAAGAACAUGGUGUAUACAUGUCACCGGGACAAGAACUGCAUUAUCAACAAGGUGACAAGGAACCGCUGUCAGUACUGCCGUCUGCAGAAGUGCUUCGGAGUAGGAAUGUCCAAAGAGUCUGUUCGAAAUGACCGGAAUAAGAAGAAGAAGGAAAGCUCAAAGCCGGACCUGGUGGAGAGCUACGAGUUGACAGCAGAACUGGAGACCAUCAUUGAAAAGAUCAGUAAGGCCCAUCAAGAAACCUUUCCCUCCCUUUGCCAGCUUGGCAAAUACACCACGAACUCAAGUGCAGACCACCGUGUGAGGCUGGACUUAGGCCUGUGGGACAAGUUCAGCGAGCUGGCCACUAAGUGCAUUAUCAAGAUCGUGGAAUUUGCCAAACGAGUGCCUGGCUUCACAGGGCUGACCAUUGCAGACCAGAUCACGCUCCUGAAAGCGGCCUGCCUGGAUAUUCUGAUUUUGCGCAUCUGUACGAGGUACACCCCUGACCAGGACACAAUGACCUUUUCAGACGGGCUGACCCUGAACCGGACGCAGAUGCACAAUGCUGGCUUUGGCCCACUCACUGACUUGGUGUUCACUUUUGCCAACCAGCUGCUGCCCAUCGAGAUGGAUGACACAGAGACAGGCCUCCUCAGUGCCAUCUGUCUCAUCUCUGGAGAUCGUCAGGACCUGGAGGAGCCCUCCAAGGUGGACCAGCUCCAGGAGCCGCUCCUGGAGGCUCUGAAAAUCUAUGUGAGGAAGCGUCGGCCCAGUAAACCACACAUGUUCCCCAAAACCCUAAUGAAGAUCACAGACCUGCGCAGCAUCAGUGCUAAAGGAGCAGAGCGGGUCAUCUCUUUGAAAAUGGAGAUCCCAGGUUCCAUGCCGCCACUCAUCCAGGAGAUGCUGGAGAAUUCGGAGGGCCAAGAUGGCCAGAGCAGCAAUAGCAGCAGCAGCAGCAACACCGCCAACAGCAGCAGUAGUAGCAGGAACAGCAGUGGAGGCAACAGCAGCACUUCAGCUGAGGCAGGGGAAAGUCCCAGCAGCGAGUGCAGCCCCGACAAGGACGCCACUGCUGCUGAGUCGCCGGUGUCCGUGGAGACCAGGGGGGCUACGGUUCCAUUGCCUAGCGAUGAGCCCUAGUCGCACCUGCAGGUGCCUCUGCAAAAACUCUCUGACAUUCCUUUGCACAAAAAAGGAACAGGUGGGCAAGGUGUUUACCCCCUUACAACCCCUCUACCCUAAUUCCUUUGCUUGGUAAUACGUUAUCUUUAUACACUCCCAAUUUUUCUUCACCUGCUCCCCUAAAAUUCCCUCCUUAAAAAGAAAAGGUCAACAAGGAGGCCUCAAAGGAGCAGUGCUUUGUGUAUAAUUCUGAAUUGAGCUCUUAUUUGGCAUGGUUUCUCUAUGACAGGGAUUGUGAUAGAAAGGGCAUGGCCCUUGCAAACAACCAGAGAUGAUACCCCUCAGGUCUCCUGUGUAAAUUCUUAUCUGCAUGACAGGAGUUUGAUAAGUGGUUUUACACACUCUCUCUCGCUCUCUCUCUCUCACACUCUCUCUCUCACUCUCACUCUCUCUCGCUCUCCCUCUACAUCUCUUUAUCUCUUAUAUUGUUGGCAAACUUACAUUGUACAUACCAUUUUAUGGUUAGAUCUCUGUUUCUAUGAUGAAUUUUGUGGUGCUUUUUUCAUUGUCUUAAAUAUUAUCUUUGAGGCGACACAUCAAGGUUUAAAGCAGGACUAACUGUAAGUCCUUUGAAAAGUUAUCUAGAAUGUUAUUGCAUAUAGACAUUAUGGAAGUCUAAUAUUUUUUAUUUGUUCCUAUAUUUAAAACUGUUUCUGUCUUUUGUAAGACUUCUUGGUUCAUUUCUCUACAUGAAUGAGUGUACAUCCACACCGCCAGAAUGCAAAGCUUCUCUUCAUAUCGACAGCCAAGUCUGUUCAACAGUUUCCUCAAAAGAGGGAAGCACAACAGCUGAAGCCUUUGAUACACACUCAUCAGACUCACUACUUCUGUUUAACUCCAUCUCGACAUGAACCACCGAGACCCAAUAUUAGAUUAGAUUUAGAAAUAAGCCAGUCUAUGAAAUCAGCUCAUUUGGUGGCUGGAUCUCCUCAGUAAAUCAGUUUAUCUCACUGUCAAAACAAAUCAGGUGAAUUAGGUUGGUUUUGUGGUCCAUUUUUAUAAUAAUAAUUCAUAAUUCAACUUAACAGCAUUGCACAUUAUUUUCAUCAUCAGGUCAGUUUAUAUGUUUAACAAGCAAAUGUUGUGCCACAAUUUGUUCCACCUUAAGAACCAGUUUCCCGAAGGUGUCACACUUAUUUUCAGACUACUAGUUUCAAACUACAUGUCUUUCUUUGUUCAGUGGGUUAAGUUCAAGUUGAUGUCAUUAGGAGGCAAACAAAUUUAUCAUAAAAUGGCAGGGCAAAACUAAAACUGAGACGAAAAUAAAUCCUUGUAGGGGACAUCAUGCAUCCACAUUCUGUCUCCCCAGUCUGGCAUCUUGCCUCCUGUUAGCAAACACAGCCAGCACCCCGCUGUGCCUGGUUGUAAAGGGACUUUGUAUAACUUGCUUAAAAGCAGCCCUAGACAGAAGUAGGUGAUAUGAUAAAUGCUGAAUAGAUGUCUAAUAGUAGCAAAUACAGGGGUGCUACGAUAUACUGAUAUUGACCAUAAAUGUGAUAUUUAGAAAAUAAAAUACUGAUAUCAUAUUUCUUUAGGUUCUCAUUUUGUCAUAGAAGAUGACGGUAAUGAAUACCUUGAGGCACACCCAUGGUGCAUGUAGAUAUUACAAUAAUAUAGUUACUGUGAAUUAUUUUGACCAUGACAAUGUUCUACCAAAAAACUGAUAACAUGAAGCAUAUAAAUAGAAAAACGUCAUGAAGUAAUUGACCUGACUUAGUACUUUCAGUCACACACAGUAAUCUAACAUUACCUAGCAUAAGCUUCUGUUAUUUUCUGGUCAUAUCAGUACAAGUAAGGCUUUAUAAGCAAGUGUAUUUCAAACUUGUGUGAUUGUGUUUUAUUGCUUAUGAGUUUACAUAUUCAUGCUUCUCUGCUUUCAAAAGUUACAUAGACUCAUUUGGGCCUCAAUACACUUUGACUACAAAUUAGAUCUUUUGUCUUUUUUGUAGUUUUGGUCAUUAUUUCUAUGAGUAAUGACAAUAUUGUUUUUACCAGUUAUUGCUAAGGUCUGGGCACACUUUAACAAAGCCUGGUGGGGAUCAGAUGUCAGAUGUUCAUAGAGGUUGAAAACAAGCAAAUAGUUUGUCAGCCACAUUAUCUGGAGGUGAAAAAUUGACUGGAAACGUUGUUAAUUGCACAGGAAUACUGUAUCACUGUAGAUCAAUGUCAAUCAGAAAUGUUUUACAUUGACCUACAGUGGUACAGUUGACAGCGAUGAAUGUUAACAGUUGUCUAUGGAGAGAAUUUUUUUCCUUUAUUAUUCAAUCAAAUAAAAUAGAUUUGAAACCAAAAAAGAGA
This is a messenger RNA of Acanthopagrus latus (yellowfin seabream), 4451 nucleotides long. Its product is annotated as retinoic acid receptor beta-like. Gene Ontology annotation, molecular function: nuclear receptor activity; zinc ion binding; nuclear glucocorticoid receptor binding. Gene Ontology annotation, cellular component: nucleus; transcription regulator complex. Lineage: Eukaryota; Metazoa; Chordata; Actinopteri; Spariformes; Sparidae. The record is from RefSeq and is a predicted model, not a curated record. The transcript has 8 exons. Bases 657 to 2111 code for a protein of 484 amino acids. Gene Ontology annotation, biological process: retinoic acid receptor signaling pathway; regulation of transcription by RNA polymerase II; cellular response to corticotropin-releasing hormone stimulus.